UUGAAAGAAGCAGAAAAAUUGGAAAAACAACGUCGAAGAGAAGAGCAAAAAUUGGAACGUCAACGUAAAAAAGAAGAGCGGGAGGCCGAAAAACAAAAAGAGAAACAAUUUCAGCAAGUUAACAAAUUAAAGCAUGACAAGCUUGAAAUGACGCGAGAAAUGAUUGUGGAUAUAGAAAAUAGUUUAAUGGAGGGAGUACUUGGUUCUUUAAUACGCGACAGUUUAGAACCGAAAAAGAUGACAAUUAACACGUUUCAAUACAAUGUUACUGGAAUUAUCAAGUUUCGAAGAAGGGUUACAGCUGAGUGGAAUGACGAAUUAGGCGCUUUUGUACCAAUCCCAGAAAUAAUUCAAGAAGAAGUUUACAUAUUUCAUUAUUUAGAUAUUGAAACAUUUGUUCAAUUUAUAGAAAAUGAUUCGCUACAUACACAUAUCCGCAACUUGCAGAAGAUUUUUCAUAAUAAGAAACUUGUAUUAUUGAUUAAAGGUUUUGAUGGAUAUUAUCGCAAGAAGAAAACACAACAAAAUCGUACUUUCACUAAUGCUGUUCGGAUCGGAAUAGAUCCUGGCACUGAGAAUGAUAUUCAAUUUAAAAAAAAACCAACAAUGAAUAAAGGGACAGAUUUAGAAACAAUCGAAGAAGAAUUUAUUUGGCUACAACUUAUUGCCAAGGUUAUGAUCGUGCACGCCAAGGAUACUGAGGAAACUGCAGAGAUUAUAGGCACCCUUUCAACUGAUAUCGCAACAAUUCCAUACAAGAAUCGGAACGGUGAAUUAAACUUUUGGGUUGAGAAUCAAAUCCGCGCAGGGGUAGAUCACAGCGAUACGUGGUGUCGUAUGUUACAAGAAAUCCAACAUGUUACUGAACCUGUGGCAAAAGGAAUUCUAAAUAAACAUUCAACUAUCAAGUCAUUAUAUGAUGCGUAUAAUGGAUGUAGUACUCAAGAAGAAGCAGAAAAUUUGUUGACUGAAGUUGAGAUUCCGAAUAACGGUCUAGGACAGCGAAAUAGAUAUGUCAACAGAGCCUUAUCUAAAAGAAUAUAUGAAAUAUUCAUGGGUAAUAAUGCGGAUGUCAUUAUUUCUUGA
Dentiscutata erythropus is the source of this 1086-nucleotide messenger RNA. The record is from the annotation of a GenBank genome assembly. NCBI's taxonomy places the organism in Eukaryota, Fungi, Glomeromycota, Glomeromycetes, Diversisporales, Gigasporaceae.